Messenger RNA from Parnassius apollo (apollo), 2157 nucleotides. NCBI's taxonomy places the organism in Eukaryota, Metazoa, Arthropoda, Insecta, Lepidoptera, Papilionidae. The record is from the annotation of a GenBank genome assembly.
UUGCUUCUACUUUCUUUAAGGUUGAAUCAUUUUUUGUUUACUAAUUGGAUUUUGAUUGUGAUCAUGAAGCUGCUUAAGCCCAUAUCUGUGUUGCGGCAAAGUAGGCGCCGACGAGGGUUCCGGGGUGUCAGCACAUGGUCCCCACUUGCAACUGCAUUCAACACACGUCCCAAUUCUAGGCCUAUGUUUGAUACUUUACGGGAAAGAACAGGUCUCUUUAACAAACCAGAGCUAACAAGUUUUGAGGGUUUCCACGCACUCAAGGAGCAAGCUAUUAUAGCAACAGACAGGCUUAUUGAAGAGGCUACAUCAGGCCCUACUAGGCCUAUGGUAGAAAUCUUUGAUGAACUCUCGGACACAUUAUGCAAAGUUGCAGAUUUAGCGGAAUUUGUGAGGAUUGCUCAUCCACAGCCACAUUUUACGAGUGCAGCUGAAGAUGCCUGUAUUAGUGUCAGUGGAGUUGUAGAAAAAUUAAAUACGCACAAAGGUCUUUACGAAGCGUUACGUGAUUCGGUCAGACGCGGUACAUCUGGUGACCAACAUCUAGCUGAAUUAUUCUUGUUUGACUUUGAGCAGAGUGGAAUACAACUUGAAGAUGGUCCCAGGAAGAGAGUUGUGGCACUUAAUGACCUUAUUCUUCAAACAGGACAGAGGUUUAUGGCUGGUGCUGCUAAGGCGAGAAAAGUGCCAAGAUCGGUUGUUCCUCAAAAUGUUAGACAGUUUUUCAGUACGGAGGGCGAGAGCGUAAUAGUAAGUGGGGUUUAUGCAGAAUGUGGAGAGGCUGCGGCGCGAGAAGCCGCUUAUCGCCUGUACUUGGCUCCAGAUCCCCACCAGGAACGUCUCUUGUCUACUUCACUGCAAGCUCGCCACGAAUUGGCAACGAUUUGCGGCUUCCAGAGCUAUGCUGAUAGAGCAAUAAAGGCUAGUACAAUGGAAAACGCAGCAAAUGUACGAAAAUUCCUUGACAUUCUUUCUGAUAACCUAUAUGACAGAGCUAAAAUGGAUUUUGAUGCCAUGCUCAAAAUGAAGAAGAAGGAAACUCCUUACCAGGAUGCCCUUAUGUGUUGGGACACUCCUUAUUUUACGCAUAAGGCCAAGACACAGCUGCUCAAUGUAGCUAAUUCAGAUUUCAGUCCAUAUUUCUCCUUGGGCGGAUGUAUGGAAGGCUUAAAUAUGCUUUGCCAAGAGUUGUAUGGUAUUAGCUUAAAAUCGGAAGAAAUGUUGCCAGGCGAGUCCUGGUCACCCGAUGUUUAUAAGUUGGCGGUUGUGCAUGAAACCGAAGGAUUAUUGGGUCAUAUAUACUGUGACUUGUAUGAGAGGCCUGGGAAGCCACAUCAGGACUGCCAUUUUACUAUUCAAGGUGGCAAAUUACUUCCAGAUGGCACUUAUCAGAACCCGAUAGUGGUGAUAAUGCUGUCACUGAGUGGCGGACACCGGUCGGGGCCGGCGCUGCUGUCGGCGGGCGCGGUGGACAACCUGUUCCACGAGGCGGGGCACGCGCUGCAUUCCAUGCUGGGUCGCGCGCGCCACCAGCACGUGGCCGGCACGCGCUGCGCCACCGACCUGGCUGAGGUGCCCAGCGUGCUGCUCGAGUGCUUCGCCUCGUGCCCGCAGGUAGUACGGCGGUUUGCACGACAUUUCCAAACGCGAGAGCCCAUGCCCGAAGAUAUGCUACAGAGGUUGUGCGCUUCAAAGCACUUAUUUGGCGCUAGUGAAAUGCAAUUACAAGUAUUUUAUUCGGCACUUGAUCAGCAGUACCACGGACCUGACGCCGUUUUUGGCGGCUCCACUACGGACAUAUUGAAGCAAGUGCAGAAACAGUAUUACGGACUGCCAUAUGUCGAAAACACGGCGUGGCAGCACCGGUUUAGCCACCUGGUGGGUUACGGAGCGAAGUACUACUCAUACUUGAUCUCUCGGGCGCUGGCCUGGAGUGUAUGGAGUCAGCGUUUCUCUCUUUCUCCACUCAGCCGAUCAGCUGGAGAGGACUUCCGGCGAGGGGUACUGCAGCAUGGCGGCGCAAAACCACCACAGGAACUGCUUCGCGACUACCUGGGUAUGGAGAUCACACCAAACGCCCUAGCUAUGGCGUUAACAGAAGAGCUAGACUAUCAUAAAGAAAAUCUAGAUAGAGUAUUUAAAAUUUCUGAGAAGUGA